AUGGAUUUCGUCGUAUCUGAUCGCGGGAUCACCCACACGCCGUACGUGCUACGCGCGCGGGCUUGUUUUACAAAUCCCCUGGUCGUCAGCUGCCACUGGGCAUCAUUGCUGAAAACGUCCAGCGCGAUGAUUCAUGCGACCUAGAAUACAGAAAAUACGAUUAUUCGAUCCUCUUUCUCAGUCGUCGAGGCGAGGCUGCAAACGCUCCUCAAAGAUGGGCCAAACACUUUCAUGGACUUUAAGUGGCUGCGGCCGGAAUUGCCUGCCUUCUUCGACGAGAAGAGGUUCCUCCUCGGCCAGCGGAUGUUUUACAAUAAUGUUUUCACGAUGAUGAUUGCCAAACUUUCGGGCCUGUUAUCCUUGUUCGCGGUACCGUCGAUCAGGAACGUUUUAAUGUUCACCAGACAGAGCGGCACGCCGUGCGCCGCGUUUCAUAGAUACGUGGCCACCAUCUUUCACACGUGGGUCUGGUACGGGAAGAGACCUGGAACAGCGCACGAGUUCCUCGACUCAUUGAAGAUCGUCCGGAAAAAACACUGCGUGGCGUUUCGCAGAACCUCGGAGGCGGGUCUCAGCCGUGUCACGCAACUGGAUAUGGCGUUGGCUCAGUUCGGAUUCAUGGGAUUCACCCUUCUGGCCGGCGACUAUCUUGGGGUGAACAGCAGUUCCGAGGAACUCGACGGACUGAUUCACUUCUGGCACGUCGUCGGCAGCAUGCUCGGAAUGGAAGACAAAUACAACCUUUGCACCGGAAACAUCGAAGAGACCCGCGCUCUUUGCAGACGCGUACUGGACGAGGUUUUCCUCCCGUGUCUCGCCACCGAGAACAAAGAUUUCGACAAGAUGGGCCGAACCAUGCUCGAGGGUCUCUGGCCGGUGAACCCGUUCAUAGAUCCAAACGCGUUCAUCGCGUUCACGCUCACAUUGGCGUCCUCGAGCGCCACGAACAACAAUCAUUCGUUGAAAAUAGACACGUCACACCUGUCCUGGUACGCAAGAUUAAUCUUGAAUAUGCAAUUAAUGGUGCACAAAUACCUGUUGCCGCCCACGUACUGGUGGUCCUUUCUGUUCCGAGCGUAUCUGAACAGUCAGAUGCGACUGGUCGUCUACUUAACGAAGCAUCUGCCGUUUUUGGCGUUCUGGAGUUACGGUAUAAAGAACUCUUACGUGGACAUAUACAAAUACCGAGUGAUUUGA
Molecule: messenger RNA, 1197 nt
Organism: Nomia melanderi (Alkali bee)
Lineage: Eukaryota; Metazoa; Arthropoda; Insecta; Hymenoptera; Halictidae
Source: RefSeq, a predicted model, not a curated record